UCCGACCAGUGGGUGGCGCUGUAACAUUAUCUGAAAACUGCCGUUAAAGAAAAGCAGAAGAAGAAGAAGUUGCGGGAAAACCGAAGCAGACAAUUCCUGUGUUGAUAACUCCAAACUGUAAGAAAACAAGCUUAUAAAAAUCACCAUGGAAUCCCCAAUGGCCACUGAGGUAAAAAGGGGGAUUUCAGUCCUUUGGGCGACUCUGCAGUGUCCCAUAUGCCUGGAUUUAAUGACUGCACCUGUGUCUACUAAGUGUGACCAUCAGUUUUGCAAAUUUUGUAUGAUGAAACUUUUGGACAACACCAAACAAAACAGGGCUAACUGUCCAGUGUGUAAAACCAAGAUAACCAAAAGGAGUUUGCAGGAGAGCCCUGGCUUUCAGAAACUUGUAUCAGGAUUGCAGGACAUGAUUCAGGCAUAUGAACAUGACACUGGCACCAACUACUUCACUGGAAUGUCCCAGCUAAAAGGUCAAUUGGGAGUCACAGAUUCUGAAGCUACUAAACAUUGUCAUGAUAUGUCAUUUGGAGAUGCACCUGACAAUGAGGAAAAUGUCGACAAUGAUGAUAUUUCAAGGUCUCACUCUUCAACUAUAGCAGCCCAGAAUGGAUUUGCAAGACUGAUGGGACUUGAAGACACAAGUCCUUUAACAACAGAAAAUGAAGGCCUGGACAGUGGCCUUGGGGAGGCCCCACUAAUGUCUGACAAGAAAAUACACAGCCCUACAGAUAAUUUGGAAUCAGUCGAAACAGAAAUGUCAGAAAUUGUGGAGAAGGCAACAUCAUCACUCAAAACUAGAGGCAAAAUAAGAUUUCCAUCAUUAAUUCCUGACGAGACGGAACACCAACCUUUAAGAAAGUCCUCAAGGAAGAAGCAGACAAAGGAUUUGGAUCCUGACAAGAUUUUUGAGGAGAGAAAGAAGAAAAGUCUAGAGAAAGUCGCCGAGUGGCUCAUGAAAGUUCCAACUGAAGGAAGUCUCGAGUUAGAGAAACCCAACGAAGACACCGAUGACUCUGACAGCUGUUCUUCCUCUUCAACAAUAGAUGUAAAGCAACAUAACAGUGUUGUGAAUCCUACGAGACAGGAUCGCGCUAAAGCCCUGGAGGAGCAGGUGUUUGGUGCCGUGUACAAACGAGGGAGAAGAGGAAACGGGACCAGGUCUCUUCCACUUAAUGUUUUUGUAGAACCACCAACUACUGAAGAAACACAAAUGGUCCCAAAUAUUAGGAAGAGUAAAACUAUGACUCCUUCUGAUUUCAAGAAAACAAGCUCUGGAGAUGAACAUGAAAGCGAUAUAGAGGGAAAGCAACAAAGGACAGAAGUAGUAAAUGACACCAGCAGUGACAUUUUUAAAGAAGCAGAAAAGAUGGAAGUCGUGGUUGAAAAAGAUACAGACAACUAUGGGGAAGAGUUGAAUAACUUUCAAGAAAUUGACCAAAACGAUGGCAAAGAUGAGGUUCCCUGUCCUGCAUCUGACAUUGGACAACAGCAACCAGACAUAAAGUCAAAGAAAAGAACGUGCAACACUCUGCAGCAGGUCGACAGUGAUUUGCAAGAGCAAGCUAAGGCAACGUCAGAAAGUAGUGCGCAAAAGAAAACCGACAAGAGGAAAGGAAAAAACGUGAGGUCAGAAAAAGGCAAGCCGGCUAGAGUGCCGAAACCACUUGUUCUGGUUGGAGUUCAAAAUGGAGAAAGCAGUCCUAAGACUAGACCAAGGUCAGAAGAAGUUCAAGUUCAUAUUGAGAAUUACCCGAGCAGCGAGGACCAGGAAGUCCCUGUCACGAGGAGCACUAGGAGAAGCAGAAGACUUCAACUCUUCACUGAGGAAGUCCAGGAAGGUCACAAGAAAGCAAACUUGAAAGCCAAUGUAGCUGAAAAACACAGCAAUGUCGCAAAGCAAUCUGAGGAAGCUAAAGAUGGAGCGUUGGAUAACACGGCAUCCCCUAAGAAUGGAAGCAUGACGCAGGUGGCUGAAAAAAACGGGUGUAUUUAUGAUCAAGAUUUAGGAGGAAUAGAAAACACGCACUGUCGAGAGACAACAUCUUAUUUGAGACCAACAGAAGAUGACGAAGAGUCCAUUGCUGAAGUGCCAAAUACUGAAACGUUGUCUGAAGCUGGUGCUGCAUAUAUCACUGUGGUCCCAAGCUCUACGAGUCCAGCUGAAGCGCCUUUGGUACAUCCAACACUUGAAAGUCACGAUCCAACAAAUCAUCUCCCAAACAAUAGUCAGUUGGAAACCUUCGCAGAAAACGAGGAGGAUAAGAAUGACAGUGAACUGGACACAGAGCAACUGCUCAGGAGCUUCAAAGCCACUAAAAGGAAAUCUUUCAAUCUUGGCGGCCCGAGUGUGAAAAGGAUCCGUGGUUUAGACCAAGAAGACACGCAGGUUGCCGAAGCAGAGGAAAACCAGCGUCUUAGUUCUGGUGUUGAAUCUGCAAAAAAUGAGAUUUACACAAAGGUAUCUGAUAUAACCAACCAAGAGGCGUUAAGAGAUAAGGAAAACUCAUCUUGCAGUGAUUUCAUAUCCCCUUCCAUCUCACCCGCACGGGCAAGAAAACCAGUCGUUGAGAAACUAGAUCAAGUGGUGGUAGAAGCCUCGAUCCCUGAUAGCAGUUAUUCGGGUCAGGACAGCGCUGGUGGUAACUCUGUCUCCAGGAAUAAUGUCAACAGCUCCCUCACUCCUAAUAAAGUGUCAAAACGGGAAAUAGAAAGUCCUCAUCUUUCCGAUUCUGGGCUCCACUUCACAGCCGCUGAACACGAUGAGCCGAAUGAACCCUCAAAGUAUUCUCCGAUGAGAGACAGCAUUUCGCUGCGCAAUUCAGCUGAGAGUGGAACACAUUUGGUCAACGCCGCUGAACAUUUCUUAAACACGGAGUACUCUCUAACUCCCGAUGGCCUUGGUGGAAUACCAGUUGUGCUAAAUGUCCACGAAGCAAACAGCCGUGGUAGCGGAGAGCUGAGCACCCAUUCCUCUUUCCAGAGCAUGCCCAGGAAGAGGACAAGGGUCCAGAGGCUCGAGCCGUCCUCCGAGUCAGACUGCAACGAAGAGAGGUUACCAACUUUGACAGAAAUCUUCGGAACAUCAGCUCCUCCCUCUGCUGUGACGAAGGAUCAGGGAGACUCCGGUGAAGAUAGACGUGAAGGUGGUACAGCUGAUGGAGCACAACAGAUGAGCCGUACACCUGCGUGCCCCAGCCCUGACUCUGUUAAUUCCAGCCAAGCAUCUGUGGACUUGUUUGGCACGCCAGAUGAAUGUGAUGUCCCAGUAAAUGGUGUCAGCGCUUCCUCACAAUUUGACUCAUCACAAUUUUCAAGCGAAGUCCUUGUUACACAGCAAAAGAUAGACAUGCAGAAGGAGCUGGUAAGGUUGGAGAAGUUGAUGGCUCUGGUGACGGAGGUGCUUCAGGAGAAAGAGGACAGUCCCGUGAAAGAAGUCCCCUCAAAAGCAAAUCAGAGCAGCAACACUACAGGCCCAGAUGCUCACAGACCCCUCCCAUGUGAGCAGAGCACAGGUCAAGGUUCACACCGGGAAGCUGCUCCAGAAGGAGAUCCCAGCACAAGAGCAUCUGGUGGCAAAGGAGUCACCCAGCCCAGUGUGUCAGAGACGGCAACGAGCGCUCCGCACACACAGGGCCGAGCUGUAAAAGCCACCGGAUCCUCCAAAAUUCCUAGUUCGGCAGCCAAAACAUCAGAGAGCAACGGUUCAGCACCAGAUGGGCAAGAAGACAAAGAAAAUAGCACUCCUCCGAGAGACCGGAGUACAGCUAAGAUGGUGCUGGUGUUGUCUGGAUUGGCCCCCGAUGAACAGAUAACGGUGAAAAAGUUUGCCAAGCGAGUCGGUGCCCGCGUGGUGUCUCAGGUAACCCCGGAGGUGUCCCAUAUCAUAAUGCACACAGAUGAACAACUGGUAUGUGAGCGCACACUGAAGUACUUCCUUGGCAUCGCAAGCAGGAAGUGGGUGGUGAGCUUCCAGUGGAUUUCAGAGUGCUUCAAACAAAAGAAACUCUUAGAUGAGAGUGUGUUUGAAGUGAGAGGUGACGUGGUGAAUGGACCCAUCCAUCAGGGCCCCAUGAGAGCUCGUACCACUGAAGACAAUAAUUUGCUCAUGAAGGGCUUCAAGAUCUGCUUCCAAGGACCUUUUACAGACAUGACUACAGAUGAAAUGGAGUGGAUGGUGGAGCUCUGUGGAGCAGCUGUGGUCAAAGAUCCGCUUCUCGACAGUAAACAGAAGUUCCAUCAGCUGGUCAUUGUACAGCCGGCAUCAGAGUCGUCGUCGUCGUCAACAUACAGCAGUCUCUCUAGACAAGCGACAGUCGUCACACGUGGUUGGCUGUUGGAUACCGUGGCAACCUACACCCUCCAAAACUACAACAAGUACACAACAUGAGCUGAGGAACAAAGAGCGUUACGCCCACAGCCAUGACCCAUUUUACAACCUGUGUUUUGUUUUUUUAAAUGUCCAGUACUGUAUCUAAACUGUGAUCCACCUGUUUUAUUGACAACGCUGUAAGUUCUGUUCGCAUGACGUGAUGUAUAUAAAGUGUGAUCCACAGAA
This is a messenger RNA of Cottoperca gobio, 4555 nucleotides long. RefSeq names its product breast cancer type 1 susceptibility protein homolog. The record is from RefSeq and is a predicted model, not a curated record. Gene Ontology annotation, molecular function: ubiquitin-protein transferase activity; metal ion binding. Gene Ontology annotation, biological process: sex-chromosome dosage compensation; double-strand break repair via homologous recombination; mitotic G2 DNA damage checkpoint signaling. Gene Ontology annotation, cellular component: BRCA1-BARD1 complex; BRCA1-A complex. Lineage: Eukaryota; Metazoa; Chordata; Actinopteri; Perciformes; Bovichtidae.